GCUACAGAAUUUCUGGCUGUUAGGUUUUAUGCUCUUUAUAUCAUGUUCAUCAGAAGGAAACGUGUGCGACUUUCCUGAUGUCGACAAUGGAAAGAUUGCUCAGUACUAUUACAUAUUCAAAAAGUUUUAUUUCCCAAUGAAAGAGGGGAGUAAGCUGUCUGUGUCUUGUUCAGCUGGGUACAUAUUUCAGUCUGGAAGGCAAGAAGAUGAAAUCACGUGCACAUCAGAAGGAUGGGAACCUCCAGCAAUAUGCUUCAAAAAAUGUCUCAGGCCAUCAAUUCCAAAUGGAUUUGUACACAAUGCAAAGGAGCUGUAUAAACCAUUUGAUACCACUGAGUAUAGCUGCCAUGAAGGCUUCAUGACCACAAAUGGAGCUAGCACUGAAACCAUAAACUGCACAUCUGGACAGUGGUUACCUCCUCCAGGAUGCCAUCAGAAAACUGAUAGCUGUGAAACUCCUACUCUUACUAAUGGAUAUUAUGUAACAACAAGGAAGUCGUUUCGUGUUAUGGAGACUGUACAAUACCAGUGUAAUGAGGGGUAUUACACUGCUACUGGGACCAGUGCAGACUGGGUCGAGUGUCUUCCGAGAGGUUGGUCUUCUACCCCAAGCUGCACAAAGAUGGCCUGUGGUAGGCUGGAAACUGUGGAAAAUGGUGGAUUCUACCCAGUAAAGCCAUCAUAUACAGAAAGAGAUGUGGUACAAUUCUACUGCAAAGAAAAUUACUCUAUUAUAGGCUCAGAAUUAAUACAGUGCUAUUCCUUUGGAUGGGACCCUCAGCCACCCAUUUGUGAAGAAAGAAAGAAUAGGUGUCCUCCACCACCCAGACCUGCCCAUGGUAUCCUUCUCAGCAGUCCCACCUUGCAUCGUGUUGGAGACAAGGCACAUUAUGAUUGUGAUGAUAACUAUAAGUUAAUUGGACCUGAGCAAAUCCAUUGUGAGAAUGGACACUGGACAACUCCACCUAGUUGUGUGCAACUCAAACAAAAGAUAAUAUGUGAUAAACCCCCACAAAUAGAAAAUGGGAAUGCAAUUAGGAGUCAUGAGGUUUAUCACAGUGGUGAUGCUAUUCAAUACAAGUGUGCUGAUGGAUAUGAAAUAGAAGGGCCAAAAGAAAUAACAUGCAAAAAGAGUAAAUGGCCAGAACCUCCUAAAUGCAUUGUCAACAACAAAUAUUGCCAAACCCCACCAGUAUUAAUCAAAGGUGAACUUGUUGAAAUGCCAUUGGCCAGCUAUGAAGAUGGCUCCUCCGUGGAAUAUAAAUGCCACAGCUUCCACCUAAUGGAAGGGUCUAAAACUGUGUACUGUGAACGUGGAGCCUGGUCAGAUCUGCCUAAAUGCUUAAAGCCCUGCACCCUGACUGUGGCUGACAUGAAAGAAAGGAACUUGGAGCUUCAGUGGAGUUCAGACUUGCACUCAAAAUUUUUACAUGGUGACAUGGUGGAAUUUCAGUGCAUGGACGGGUUUGAGUUGCCAAUGUACACUGAAGUAAAAGGACUCUGCAAAAAUGGUCAAAUUCAAUAUCCUACCUGCAAAAAGAAAGAGUGGUUGAAAUCUUGUGGUCCUUCUCCUAAAGUAGAACACAGUAUAAAUAAUUCCUCACAAGAAAUGUAUGAAUCUGGCUCUUUGGUUGUGUACCAUUGUUCAGAAUAUCACUUCUUAAAUGGCCACAGUACUAUUCAGUGCUCAAAUGGGCUCUGGGAAUCUCCACCAACUUGUAUAGAACCAUGCGUUUUAUCCACAGACAAGAUGGACAGAAGCCAUGUGCGUCUGAAGUGGAGCUUUGAUAGCAAUUAUUUUUUACAUGGAGAGUUUGUAGAUUUCUUAUGUAAGCCAGGAUAUGAAAAUUAUGAGUAUGCAAUCACUUUUGGUUUAAGGGGUCAGUGCAGAUUUGGGCAUCUUACCUAUCCAAAAUGUAUACCAAGGCAAGGAUAAAUGCACAUGAUUGGUAUUUGAAUGUGGUUACAAAAAUGUUAAUUACUAUAAUACUUUAUAAAGUACUAAUCAUCAGCUUGUUUUAAGUGGCUAUUUAAACAUUUACAAAUGAUGGGCCCCCAACUAUCAUGAGACUUGAGGCCCCAUAUUUGGCACUUAGGUAUAAAAAGACAGGCAGUCAAACUUCAA
Messenger RNA from Bufo bufo (common toad), 2125 nucleotides. It is a transcript of the gene F13B, whose product is annotated as coagulation factor XIII B chain. Lineage: Eukaryota; Metazoa; Chordata; Amphibia; Anura; Bufonidae. The coding region runs from base 29 to 1936 and encodes 635 amino acids. The transcript is spliced from 11 exons. The record is from RefSeq and is a predicted model, not a curated record.